This is a messenger RNA of Spirometra erinaceieuropaei, 846 nucleotides long. The record is from the annotation of a GenBank genome assembly. Lineage: Eukaryota; Metazoa; Platyhelminthes; Cestoda; Diphyllobothriidea; Diphyllobothriidae.
AUGGAUCCUCUGAGGAGAAUUGUAAAGACAGCCACAACAAUCUUCGAAUCUAAUCGCAUUACCGCCGCCAAAGCCAAACGCGAGACGAGCAUAUCUCAACCGCUGCAUCGCAACGCCACCGCCCAACUACCUCCAACGUGUCCACGAAAUCAACGGACAUUCCGCGCGCCAACUGGACUUGCUGGACACAUUCGGACCAACUGCAACACCCGGACUGAACCAAACGUUAUCUCUCCUUCGCCUACCAUGCCGUCAACUAACGCUGACCGCCCUCCCCAACCACCAAUAUCAUCUUCCUCCUCCUCCUCCUCCUCAACCGCCUCAACGUCUGUCGCUGUGGCGUCUGCCAUGUCCAUCAACACUACACAAAAUCCAGACACACCAAUACCAUCACCGUCAACAUCAUUAACGAGGACCCGGUCUAUGUCUGUCCACAUUGCGAUCGCACCUUCACCUCACAUAUCGGCCUGGUCGGUCAAUUGCGAAUCCAUCGCACAGAGACUGAUGAAUCAGUGCCUGGAGCACCAACCUACACUCGCCGCAUCCACCUCCACUGCUCAUAUUGCCCUCGCGCAUUUAGUCACCGCAUGGGUCUGUCAGGCCACAUGCGCGUCCACGAAAACCUGCGGUAGACAACCGCGGGCUGUAUCACACCAUCACAUACUCCCUCACCAGCAUCCCACCGCACAUCAACAUCAUCCACCGCGGGCACCCAACUGUCAUCUCCCACGCAAGUGGGAAGUGUGCGACUCGGCGAUUAUCAUGCGGCUCUCUUGCUGCAUUUGUGAUCGGAGUCUGAAACAAGACGGUACACCGAGCGCCGUGGCUCGGAAGGCAACCGACUGA